Molecule: messenger RNA, 1007 nt
Organism: Bombyx mandarina (wild silkworm)
Lineage: Eukaryota; Metazoa; Arthropoda; Insecta; Lepidoptera; Bombycidae
Source: RefSeq, a predicted model, not a curated record
UUUAAAAAUACAACAAUGGCUACUGGGUCUGAUAAAUCCAUGAGUAAAUACAAAGAACUGAUUCUAAGGCGUAGUUCUAUUAAAGGUCAAAUAACAAAGUUUAAAAAUUAUUUAGCUUUAUUUGAAUCAUCACCGUUAUCCAGUAUUGAGGUAGCUGAGCUAUCAGUAAGAUUAAACAGAUUUGAAAAUUUAUCCACAAAAUUUGAUAGCCUUCAAUCAGAUAUUGAAGUGCUCAAUCACGAUAGUCUAGAGAGGGAAAUCGAUGAGAGGGAUGGUAUUGAGCGCGACAUCAUUUCAUGCAUUGCUACGGCAAACAGUUUGAUAUCAGAAACAAACAUUCAACUAGAGGCGCGCCGAAAGUCCGUCGCGCCACCGGAGCCUCAAUGCCAUCACCACCACGAUGACCCUGGUGUUAAGCUGCCACAGAUUCAGAUUUCUAGAUUUGACGGAGCUUAUUUCCGCUGGCUCGAGUUCCGUGAUACCUUUGAAACAUUAGUGCAUAAUAAUUCGCGUAUUUCCGAUAUUCACAAAUUUCAUUACUUAAUUUCCUAUCUCGAAGGAGACGCAGCUAGAAUCAUCUCCAAGCUCGAAGUAUCUUCUUCUAAUUACAGAGACGCCUGGUCAUUGCUUUGUGAGCGGUACAAUAACAAAAGACUUCUUAUCAAUUACCACUUGUCUGCUUUAAUCAAUGUACAACCGAUCGCACGCGAAUCAGAAAGGUCAUUAAGAUUUUUAGUUGACCAUGUUACGAAGAACUUGCGUGCACUUUCUAGCUUGGAACUACCCACAGACAAGUGGGAUAUCUUGUUAAUAUUUUUACUUUCAUCUAAAUUAGAUAAUGUCACUCUGAUUAAAUGGGAAGAACUGCGUAAUACUUUUGAUAGUGUCCCAGAACUGAACCAGUUUCACAAGUUCUCAACAACAGUCAUGGGAUUAAACGCUCCAAGCUUGAUCAGCUCUAAACUUGGCUGGCUGGUAGCCGGACCUAUUCAUGUUAUUUCGUCAAA